This is a messenger RNA of Charadrius vociferus (killdeer), 1464 nucleotides long. It is a transcript of the gene SELE, whose product is annotated as selectin E. The record is from RefSeq and is a predicted model, not a curated record. Lineage: Eukaryota; Metazoa; Chordata; Aves; Charadriiformes; Charadriidae. Bases 1 to 1464 code for a protein of 487 amino acids. Gene Ontology annotation, biological process: heterophilic cell-cell adhesion; leukocyte tethering or rolling; response to cytokine. Gene Ontology annotation, cellular component: external side of plasma membrane; membrane. The transcript has 10 exons. Gene Ontology annotation, molecular function: oligosaccharide binding; sialic acid binding.
AUGAUUUGCUUGGGGUUCCUAUCUCUACUUGCUUAUGGAUUUACAAUACUGCAGGGGGUGAAUUGUUGGACAUACCAUUAUUCAGACACAAACAUGACCUACAGGGAAGCAGAGCUGUGGUGCAAAAAGAGGUAUACUAACAUGGUUGCCAUUCAGAAUAAGGAGGAAAUCAACUAUCUCAAUAACUUCUUACCCUUCAAUCCGGGUUACUACUGGAUUGGAAUCAGAAAAAUUAAUGAGGUUUGGACCUGGAUUGGAACUAACAAAGAACUGACAGACGAGGCAAAAAACUGGGCGUCAGGUGAGCCAAAUGGCAAAGGGAACAACGAGGACUGCGUUGAAAUCUACAUCAAAAGAGGGAAGGAUGAUGGCAAAUGGAAUGAUGAGCAGUGUGAGAAAAAGAAGGUCGCCUUGUGCUACACAGCUUCUUGCAACCCAUCUCUCUGCAGUGGCCGUGGAGAAUGCGUAGAGACUAUUAACAAUCACUCCUGCCGUUGUGACCCUGGAUUCUAUGGGCCUGAAUGCGAGUUUGUUGAGAGUUGUGAUCCACUGAAGAAACCUGAUCAUGGGAGCCUUGAGUGCAACCAUCCAUUGGAGAACUUCAGCUACAACUCAUCCUGCACAGUUCAGUGUGAGGAAGGCUAUGAACUGACUGCACUGGAAUCUGUAUACUGUACUUCUUCUGGGGUCUGGUCUGCCCCCCUUCCAGCAUGCAAAGCUGUGACCUGUCCUGCUUUAGAAAUGCCUGCUCAUGGUACUGUGAACUGCUCCCAUCUCUCUGCGGAGCUCACCUGGGGUACCACCUGUGAAUUCACCUGUGAGGAAGGAUUUGCCCUGACAGGACCAGCCACACUGCAGUGUGGGUCUUCUGGGGCUUGGGACAGGCAGCAGCCAUCCUGUGCAGCUGUGAGGUGUGAGGCUGUAACCUGGCCAGAAGAAGGCUUUGUGACCUGUGACCAUGCUCUGGCAGAUCUCGCCUAUCGCUCGCGAUGUGAUUUCCGCUGCAGUGAGGGCUAUGUUCUGGAUGGUCCAUCCAGCAUUGAGUGCACAGCACAGGGACAGUGGUCAGAGCCAGUGCCAAAAUGCAAAGCUGUGAGGUGUGAGGCUGUAACCUGGCCAGAAGAAGGCUUUGUGACCUGUGACCAUGCUCUGGCAGAUCUCACCUAUCGCUCGCGAUGUGAUUUCCGCUGCAGUGAGGGCUAUGUUCUGGAUGGUCCAUCCAGCAUUGAGUGCACAGCACAGGGACAGUGGUCAGAGCCAGUGCCAAAAUGCAAAGCUUCUGAACAAGUCAGCUAUGUCUCUGUGGGCAUAGCAGCCACAAGUGCCUCUCUGUUGUCCACGGCAUCAUUCCUCCUUUGGCUUGCAAGACGAUUCCGAAGAAAAGCAAAGAAAUUUACUCCUUCCAGUAGCUGCCAGAGCCUAACCAUCGAAGGUAGCUUCCAAAGCGCUGGCCAGAAUGUCUAA